AUCCGCGUCUCCGCUGCCGGUGUAUACUUUCUCGCCGCACCGCAUUCAAGAAAACUCCGCCAUUUCCUCCGUUGAAAUCUCUCUCUUUCUCUCCGCAUUUAUCGCCACUGCUUUAUAAAAACAGUAGAAGCAGCACUUCCUACAGCAGAGGGGAUUGAAGAAAAAUCCAGAAAUCCAUGACACUUCUACUUCGUUUCUUCCUCUGACAAUAUCGUCUCUGUUGCGAGAAUAUGGACGAGAAAAUGGAAGAUACCGUCGACGAAUGCUUCCAGUAUCUUGAAAUCGAUCUCGACUACGAGUUCGACGCCUCCCGUUACUUCGACUUCAGACGGAGGGAAUCCCUCUCCGAAGCGCGAGAAGCCGAGCUCUGGUUCGAGACCGCCGGCAGCUAUCCCCCUUCACCUUAUAUAGUGAAGCUGCAUUUGAGGGAAGAUGUCCUUGUAGAAGAUGCGAGUACGCUUCCAGAACCUAAAGAUGUGAAACAGACGAAUUCGAUUACCAAUUCAGAUGUCAGCAUGGGCUCCAACUCUUCUGGACCAGCUGAAAAUUAUAGAGAUCAUGAAGAGGUUGGGGAUCUGAAUCUGAAAAGUGGUCAAUAUGCACAACAAGCAUUCAUGGCAAGUGUUUUGGACCAUUUCUUUAUUGGAAGUAUUGUUGCUGACUCUCAAGCAGGGGGCGCUGUCACCAAAGAUAUUCCUAAAGCUAAAACAAAGUCUGUCAAGCCACCUUUCUCGAGUCGCUCAACUUUGAUGAAACCUACUGCCAGUCAGUUGGCAAAGCAAAACCCACCACGGUUUCAAAAGCCAAUGGUGCUAAAAAAUGAGAGAAGCUUAGACAAUACAUCAGGAAUUGAAAGUCAGGCUGCCAAGAGGCAAAAACUAGAGGGCGGGCAUUUGCGCAAGGUACUUGAUCUAAAGCAGCAAGUCAGCUUGAUACACAAGGCCCCCCAAAAGGAUGGCAAUUCUGAUCAGUCCAGGCUAAAACUAACUAUUCCCAGAGAACCUGAACUUGAAACAGCUCGAAGGGCUCAAAGAAUGAGGGCCAAGAGCUGUAUGGAGGUUGGGGAACGAACAUUUUCAACUGUGCCCGUAUUUAAAGCACGCCGCUUGAACAGAAAAAUUCUUGAGGCUCCAUCAAUGCCAAUGCCACAGAAGAGCACACCACGGUUGCCUGAGUUUCAAGAAUUUCGCUUAAAGACAUCUGAGAGGGCUAUGCAACAUGUAUCUUCAGCUUCAUCACCACUGCUAUGUUCCAAUAAUUCAGAUAAAGUUGUAGUAAACCAUAAGACUAGUUCCAUUUGGCAAAUUGGUACCCCAGACUACAAAAGCUUACAAAAUUAUGCAAAUAUCUCCUCUCAUCAUCAAAAAUUGAAAGUCACAGAUGAUCGAAAGCAGGAAGAAAGUGAAAAGAUACCCCAAUUUAAAGCUCGUCCUCUUAAUAAGAAGAUAUUUUCUAGUAAAGGUGAAAUUGGUGUCUUCAGAACUAGCAAACGGCAAAUGACAAUACCCAUGGAAUUCAAUUUCCCGACAGACAAGCGAUUUCAGAAUCCACCAAUAGAAUUGUUCAAGAAGCUCUCAUUAACAUGUGAACUUAAGCAAAAGCUUGCAUCUCAGUCAAAUAUGUCUCGGCCCGUACCUAUUAAGGAAAAUAUGGUUGAUUCUGUACAAAAAGAACAAAAGAUUAACCACACGAGCAAGGAUACAUUGCAGCGGCUUGGGGGAAAGCAGGUCCAAUGUGGGAGCGAUAGGGGAAUGGCUGAAAUCAGAUCUCAAGCAAACGUGUGCAGGAGCGUGGGCAUCCGUUGAAAGGAAUGAAGAGAUUUUAUUGGUAUUUACUCAAGUACAUUACAAGAUUUCAAGCUUGUUUUUUGCUGCUGAAAUGGAGUGCCUCCAACUGUACAAAACUCUUCCUAUUAGUGAAACUGAGAGCUCUGUGCAAUGAUAUUUUCGAUGGCAUACAUCAGUUGAGCUCGUGCCUUCCCACAAAUUUGUACUAGUUGGGCUUCUUCUGUUGCUUGAGUUUGUAGGGCCACUGCUUGAAGCCACCAUUUUAUGUUGUAGCACUUGGAGGAGAGGAGAGGAGAGGAGAGAAGAAUCCAUCGGUACAAUUGGUCGUUCUGAAACCGAACCACCACACCACAAUAAAAAUGUAACAGGCUUGUACAGGAAUCAAAGCUUUAAACCUUUGAAAGAUGGUUUUUGCAGUCUUGGAAGAUGUAGCAGAAAAUCUGUAAUUUUGAGAAACAUGAAAGCAUAAUUCAUCUUCUGUUUUUUCCCC
Messenger RNA from Magnolia sinica, 2277 nucleotides. Its product is annotated as protein TPX2-like. Gene Ontology annotation, molecular function: protein kinase activator activity; microtubule binding. The coding region runs from base 231 to 1805 and encodes 524 amino acids. Gene Ontology annotation, biological process: activation of protein kinase activity; regulation of mitotic spindle organization; mitotic spindle assembly. The transcript is spliced from 18 exons. The record is from RefSeq and is a predicted model, not a curated record. Lineage: Eukaryota; Viridiplantae; Streptophyta; Magnoliopsida; Magnoliales; Magnoliaceae. Gene Ontology annotation, cellular component: nuclear microtubule; mitotic spindle.